AUGACGAUCUGGAAGAGAUUAACCUGUCAGCGCUGCGGCAAGAGGAGCCAUACGUCGGAUCGCCACCUCUUUGUCUGUUGCGGCUGCAGCGAGAUCAACGACGCCGGCAAAUGUCAGAUGGAGGAUUUCUACAACUUGAUCCGUCAAUGGUAUGACCCUGCCAAGCAUGGAG
Phytophthora nicotianae INRA-310 is the source of this 172-nucleotide messenger RNA. RefSeq lists its product as hypothetical. The transcript has a single exon. The annotation marks the transcript as partial. The record is from RefSeq and is a predicted model, not a curated record. Lineage: Eukaryota; Oomycota; Peronosporomycetes; Peronosporales; Peronosporaceae.